Molecule: messenger RNA, 474 nt
Organism: Staurois parvus
Lineage: Eukaryota; Metazoa; Chordata; Amphibia; Anura; Ranidae
Source: the annotation of a GenBank genome assembly
AUGGGCCCCUGUACCGCCUCCUCUUGCUGCUGCCAGGCCCGUAAUCUGCCAUGGGCCCCCGUACCGACUCCUCAUGCUGCUGCCAGGCCCGUAAUCUGUCAUGGGCCCCUGUACCGCCUCCUCAUGCUGCUGCCAGGUCCAGAGUGUGUCAUGGGUCCCUGUACGGCCUCCCAUUGCUGCUGUCUCCAUCGCCACACUCUGCCAUGUGCCACUUUCAGGUCUCCUCACACUGCUGGUGGGUUCCAUUUUGUCAUAGGGUGCUGUAUGGCCUCCCAUUGCUGCUGCCUCCACCGCCACACUGUGGCUCCACACUCUGGUUUUGGCCCCGUGACUGCCCAAAUGAGUGAAGUGUGCGGUGAUUCUAAGAUCGACGGCACUCAUCUGCAUGUCAUACUGACUGACAGUAUUAUUUCUCUUCCCCAGCAGACUCCAAGGGCAUUUAAAUUAAAGGUACAGUGUUCUGCACUAAUAUAA